Fusarium musae is the source of this 1239-nucleotide messenger RNA. RefSeq lists its product as uncharacterized. Bases 1 to 1239 code for a protein of 412 amino acids. The transcript has 3 exons. Gene Ontology annotation, biological process: L-phenylalanine catabolic process. Gene Ontology annotation, molecular function: homogentisate 1,2-dioxygenase activity. Gene Ontology annotation, cellular component: cytoplasm. The record is from RefSeq and is a predicted model, not a curated record. Lineage: Eukaryota; Fungi; Ascomycota; Sordariomycetes; Hypocreales; Nectriaceae.
AUGCCUGUUACCAAGUUUUCUACGCCUGAGAAGUAUGAGUACCUCAAUGGCUUUGAUUCGUUCCACGAAUCUGAGUCUAUCAAGGGAGCUCUGCCGAUAGGCGCAAACUCACCUCAAAAGCCCCCCUAUGGCUUGUACGCUGAGAAACUCUCCGGCACAGCAUUUACAGCUCCCCGCCAUGAGAACCGUCAAACAUGGCUGUACCGCAUCCUCCCUUCCGCUUCACACUCGACAUACAAGCGCUUUAGUGAUCCCUCGUCCCCAAUUCUCAAAGCAAAACUGAACUAUGAGCCCCAGCAACUCCGCUGGGAUCCCUUCGACAUUGAUGAAAAAGUCGAUUGGGUUCGUGGUCUAAAGCUUGUAUCCGGCGCAGGCGAUCCCACCGUUAAAUCCGGUCUAGGAAUUUAUGUCUUCGCCGCGGGUCGGGACAUGGACGCCAACACAGCGAUGUAUUCAUCUGACGGCGAGAUGCUCAUCGUUGCGCAACAUGGAGUCCUGGAUAUCCAGACUGAAUUGGGGCGACUGCUCGUGAGACCAAAUGAGAUUGCUAUUAUUCCUAGAGGAGUGAGAUACAGAGUCACGCUGCCUGAGGGACCGGUGAGAGGGUAUAUCCUUGAGUUGUAUCAGGGACACUUUCAACUACCGGAGCUUGGACCUAUUGGAUCGAAUUGUCUGGCGAAUCCGAGGGACUUUCAGAUUCCUGUUGCGGAUUUUGAUGAGGAUACAAAGAUCUACCCCUACAAAUACGACCUAGGCCGCUUCUCCGUCAUCGGCAGCACAUCCUUCGACCACCCCGACCCCUCAAUCUUCACCGUCCUAACCGGUCCCUCCGACCAUCCCGGCACCGCCAUCGCCGACUUUGUAAUCUUCCCCCCGCGGUGGCUCGUGCAAGAAGAUACAUUCCGCCCACCCUGGUACCACCGAAACACCAUGUCCGAGUUCAUGGGUCUCAUCUGCGGCCAAUACGAUGCCAAGACCGGCGGUGGAUUUCAACCUGCGGGAGCUAGUCUGCAUAAUAUCAUGUCAGCUCAUGGCCCGGAUGCUGAUUCUUUUGAGAGGGCGAGUAAUGCGGAGUUGAAGCCGGUUAAGGUUGGGGAGGGGAGUAUGGCGUUUAUGUUUGAGAGUAGUUUGAUGUUGGGGAUUACAGAUUGGGGGCUGGAGACUUGUAAGAAGGUGCAGCCGGAUUAUAAUAAGCAUAGUUGGGAGGAGCUCAAGGUGCACUUCAAGAGGCCAUCUUAG